Messenger RNA from Maylandia zebra (zebra mbuna), 1153 nucleotides. The record is from RefSeq and is a predicted model, not a curated record. Lineage: Eukaryota; Metazoa; Chordata; Actinopteri; Cichliformes; Cichlidae.
UCCUCUAGAAGCAUGAGCAGUUUGGUGAGUUUCACCACUUGCUCCAGGAGCUGCAUAUGGAUGAUGGCCGCUUUCAGCGGUACCACCGUCUUUCCCUUGCCCAGUUUGAGGAGCUGCUGUCCCGCGUGGGUCCCAGCAUCGCCCGCCUAAACACCAAUGUCUGUCUUCCUGCGAGAGAGAGCAUUAGAAACACAAGCAGUUUAUGCUGCCACUGCUGCAGAGAUGAUGCGACUGUGUUGGGCCCUAGUACUGAUUUUUUCUUAUUCCACUUCAGAAGGCACUAUAAUCAUCACAGAGCCUGGUGAGAGCAUCACUUUGAAGUGUUCCUCAGAAGAAUGCCCCAAAAACAAUGGUCGAUAUGCUGGGAUGUAUCUGUAUCAUAGGUUUACUGAACAGAAUGAGGUGUAUUACUAUAGAAACCAUGUAAACAGCAAAGUCGCUGUGCGAUCGAAAUACAAAGGCAGGAUUGAGUCAAACGGAGCUCCCAUGAACCACAGCAUCACCAUGACCAAUCUGACUGUGGAUGAUUCUGGUGUCUACACUUGUGUCUACAAAGAAUCAGUAGACAAAAGUGUUGAGUGCAAAGUCUACACAGUUUUUGUAAGAGAAAUAACAAACAAACCUAACAGAGAGCUCCAGACGACCACAGAGAAGAGACGUCUACCUGGUGGUAAUCGUGAGCAUAAUACUACCGAGCAUCCCAAAGAACCAUGUUCCAGACAAAAAGCGCUCUUGUCCACUGCAGAGGAGAGACAUCUACCUCUGGUGUUAAUCAUCAGUAUUUCCACCAUCAUCCUGCUGUUCAUCAUAAUCUUAAUCCUACUGAUGAUCCAGAAGGCGAGAAAAAUGAAAAGCCAUGAAAGAAAAGCAAGACCUUCCCUGCAAGGAUCCAAUGAUUAUGUGUAUGAAGUUAUGAUGAAGACCAACAGGUGCCCAGCAGCAGCUCCAGAGCAGCCAACACAAAACCCCUAUGAGCUUGUUUAGAUAUGUAGUCGAAUAUUAUUCACUUCUGGAGGGUUUCUUUUGAAGCUGUUGAUGGGGUGUUUUUUCUUCUUCUUUUGUUUCACUGCUUUUGGUUGAUUUUUGUUUUUGAAGUGAUAUAAAUCACAAUGAUGCACUCAAAGUGACCAUUCAUAGUGUUGCAUUGCCUCUG